AUGACGACACGUCCUCCAUCUUUCCUGCCCGAGUUUCAUCCAUUCCAUGCGUGUCCCCUGGGGGCCCUGACCACCAUUGAGGAGCGUGUCGUUGGUCCUGUGGAGUCCUGGCAGCUCCUGUCUCUGACCCGGAAUCCUCUGUCUUCUGAUUCCUGGAUCAUGUAUGACCUCUCCGCCUCUCUAUGGGUGCUCUGUACAUUAUCAGCAAUAGUCCCGGGCUGGACACAACAGACCACGCCCCCCACCUCCGGCCUGAAGUUCCGGUUGGCCGGCUUUCCCCGGAAGCACAAUGAAGGGCGGAUCGAGGUCUUCUACAGCCAGGAAUGGGGUACGAUCUGCGACGACGACUUCACCAUGGAGAAUGCGCACAUCCUCUGCCGCCAUCUUGGAUUUACAGAAGCCACGGGAUGGACGCACAGCGCCAAGUAUGGGAAAGGAAUAGGGCGGAUCUGGCUGGAUAACGUCAUCUGCUCUGGAAGUGAGAAGAGUAUCACAGACUGUAUCUCCCGGGGGUGGGGGAGCACGGACUGCACGCAUGAAGAAGAUGCCGGGGUCAUCUGCAAGGACGAGAGGAUUCCGGGAUACGUCGAGCCCAACACCAUCGAGACAGAGCAGCGGCAGGUGGAGGAGGUCCAUCUGAGACCCGUCAUCUCAAGUGCCAAAAACCGACUUCCAAUCCACGAGGGGAUCCUGGAGAUCAAAUACAAGAAUAGCUGGGAACACGUGUGUGACGUGGGCUGGACUCAGACCAACAGCCACGUGGUGUGCGGAAUGCUGGGCUUCCCCUCAGAGAAGAAGUACAACCAAAACUUCUACAAAUCCUCUCCUAGCCAAGAACCCAAAAAGAAGGAGCUGAAAAACGGCAACAGGUUGUACAUGGGGAGGCAGAAGCCAUCUUUCCGCGUACACUCGGUGAAGUGCGGCGGCACUGAAGUUCACCUAUCUCUCUGUCCCUUUGAGUUCUACAAAGAGAACAGUACAGACGCCUGCCAAGAUGGAGCCCCGGUUGUGAUCAGUUGCACGGUUGGACCGGCCUUUGUGGGUCAUGGAACUCCGGCACAGGCAACCAUGAAGAAGAAGAAGGUGUCACAGCAGCAGCGUGAGGAGAUCAUCCGGCUGAAGGGAGGCUCUCGUCCAGGAAAGUGUGAUAGCCGCCUCGGUUGGCCCGCGUCCUUUACACACGGUCUCGUUCUGUUUCACAGGUUGUACAUGGGGAGGCAGAAGCCAUCUUUCCGCGUACACUCGGUGAAGUGCGGCGGCACUGAAGUUCACCUAUCUCUCUGUCCCUUUGAGUUCUACAAAGAGAACAGUACAGACGCCUGCCAAGAUGGAGCCCCGGUUGUGAUCAGUUGCACGGUUGGACCGGCCUUUGUGGGUCAUGGAACUCCGGCACAGGCAACCAUGAAGAAGAAGAAGGUGUCACAGCAGCAGCGUGAGGAGAUCAUCCGGCUGAAGGGAGGCUCUCGUCCAGGAGAAGGCCGCGUGGAAGUCUUAAGGAAGGGAGAAUGGGGAACGGUGUGUGAUGACCGAUGGGACCUCCAAGCCGCCAGUGUGGUGUGUAGACAGCUGGGCUUCGGAAGUGCCAAAGAGGCUUUAACAGGGGCAAGAAUGGGGCAAGGUAUGGGCCCCAUCCACAUGAAUGAGGUGCGCUGUACGGGCCCCGAGGACUCCCUCUUUGACUGUCAGUACAAGAACAUUACACAGGAGGACUGCAAGCACAGCGAGGACGCCUCCGUCAAGUGCAACAUUCCAUACAUGGGCUAUGAGAACACGAUACGCAUUGUUGGGGGGCGCACGCAGUACGAAGGGCGCGUGGAACUGAAGCGUGGAACAUCUUGGGGUUACCUGUGCAGCGAUGGCUGGACCACUAAAGAGGCAAUGGUGGCUUGUCGGCAGCUCGGCUUGGGGUACUCUCUGCAUGCCAUCACGGAAACCUGGUACUGGGACGCCAGCAAUGUGACGGAGAUGGUCCUGAGUGGGGUACGCUGCUCUGGAAGUGAGAUGUCUCUACAGCAAUGUUCUCACCACCGUGCCGUCAGCUGCAAGAACACCGGCACGCGGCAUGCAGCGGGAGUCAUAUGUUCCGAGA
Nanorana parkeri is the source of this 2089-nucleotide messenger RNA. Its product is annotated as lysyl oxidase homolog 3-like. Gene Ontology annotation, cellular component: membrane. Gene Ontology annotation, biological process: peptidyl-lysine oxidation. NCBI's taxonomy places the organism in Eukaryota, Metazoa, Chordata, Amphibia, Anura, Dicroglossidae. Gene Ontology annotation, molecular function: protein-lysine 6-oxidase activity. The transcript is spliced from 13 exons. The annotation marks the transcript as partial. The record is from RefSeq and is a predicted model, not a curated record.